AUGUUUGAGGAAGAUGCGGCUUUGAUGAAGAAAGUUGGUUUGAAUUCUUAUCGAUUUUCGAUUUCGUGGUCCAAAAUCUUACCAGGAGGCAAACUAUGCGGUGGUAUAAGCAAAGAAGGAAUCAAAUACUAUAAUGAUCUCAUAAACGCACUUUUGGCAGAAGAUAUUCAGCCCUGUGCAACUAUCUUUGACUGGGAUGUUCCUCAAUGUUUGGAACAUGAAUAUCGUGGCUUCUUAGAUUGUCAAAUUGUGGACCAUUUUUGUAAGUUUGCUGAUAUUUGCUUUCGGGAAUUUGGUGAUCGAGUGAAACAUUGGAUCACACUGAAUGAGCCAUGGGCCUUUAGUUAUUAUGGAUAUGUGAGGGGCAAUUUUCCCUUUGGUCGAGGAAACGUUAUCAGGAACGCCAAGGAGGAAAAAUAG
Fraxinus pennsylvanica is the source of this 420-nucleotide messenger RNA. Lineage: Eukaryota; Viridiplantae; Streptophyta; Magnoliopsida; Lamiales; Oleaceae. The record is from the annotation of a GenBank genome assembly.